AUGAUUGUAGCAUAUUACAACAAUGAAGAAGAAAUGAAUAAAGAAAAAAUAUAUGAUGUAGAUAGACAUGCAAAUAAGUUAACUUAUAUGUAUAGAGCUGAAAUUUUUAAACGCAAUCCAGAUAAAGAAAUGCAAUAUAGUGUUAAACUGUGGGACGUACUUUUAGGAUUUAGAAAUAAAGAUAUUAAACAAGAAUUAGAAUUGAAGUUUGAAAAACGUAGUGCACAAAAAUUACUUGCUAAUUGGAGCAUCAUUAUUGGAAAAGGUUCUCUUAGAGUAAUACAAUUAGAUCAAACAAUUGAUAAUCUUAAAUUACGUGGUCAAUAUGUAACAAGAAUAAUCAGUUUGCCCAAUGAUAUCACAGCAAGAUGGCCACACAUCGAAAAACUGGAAACAAAAACUUGUUACUUUUCAAGAACAAAAAAUUACAGGAAGAAAAGUGAAGCUAUUAUCUCUUUUCAAGAAGAAGAAGCUUGUGAGAAUACUUGCAAUGUGGUAUGGGAAGGGUGUGAUCUUAAUAUUAGAAUUGUAAAUAUUCAAACAAAAACAUGCCAUUGUUAUAUUAACUGCCCUUGUAGAACUCAGGACCACGAAUAUAAAAAUAAAGUAACAGAGAGAAUAGAAAAAUUUGUGAAUUUAGAUAUCACAAGUGAUCAAAGAUUAGAAAGAAUUGAACAAGUUCUGAACGAACUUUGCAAACGUUUAGAAAUUUUAGAACAUCAUGUGAUGAAUAUAACAGAAGAACAGAUUCAAGAUUGGACUUCAGAACAGGAGGAUGAUGAAGACAUGAUAGAUGAAGAA
Messenger RNA from Diversispora eburnea, 801 nucleotides. The record is from the annotation of a GenBank genome assembly. Lineage: Eukaryota; Fungi; Glomeromycota; Glomeromycetes; Diversisporales; Diversisporaceae.